This is a messenger RNA of Tachysurus vachellii, 520 nucleotides long. RefSeq names its product translation initiation factor eIF-2B subunit epsilon. The annotation marks the transcript as partial. Lineage: Eukaryota; Metazoa; Chordata; Actinopteri; Siluriformes; Bagridae. The transcript is spliced from 4 exons. The record is from RefSeq and is a predicted model, not a curated record. Gene Ontology annotation, cellular component: eukaryotic translation initiation factor 2B complex. Gene Ontology annotation, molecular function: translation initiation factor activity; guanyl-nucleotide exchange factor activity; translation initiation factor binding.
UUUUACAGGUAUGCCUAUGACAUCACUCUAAAGGAAGUGAUGCAGAUUCUCACUAAAGUGGUUCUGCAGUUUCCUUUCCAACAGCAAGGAGCUCAAAUCACUGCUGCCCAGUACUCCACUCUACUGCUGCCUUUGUUGAAGAAGUGGUCUCCAGUGUUUAAGAACUAUGUCAAGCGAGCUCAGGAUCACGCACACUGUCUCUCCACUCUGUAUGAAGUGUUCAUGGAGCAUGACAGACACUGGCCUGCUCUUGCAAAGGUGUUGAUGAGUGUGUACCAGUUGGAGAUACUAGAUGAGGACUCCAUUGUGUGCUGCUUCUCUUAGGGAGCUCAGACCGAGAGGAGCAUUACCCUGCGCAAGAACCCCGGGCUGCUGAAGUUCAUCCAGUGGUUGUAGGAGGCUGAGGAGUCUUCAGAGGGAGAUAACUGAACACCAGUCAGAACACCACUGAUCUGUGUGUGUGUGUGUGUGUGUGUGUGUGUGUGUGUGUGUGUGUGUGUGAUGUGUGUGAUGUGUGUGA